Messenger RNA from Toxotes jaculatrix (banded archerfish), 1147 nucleotides. RefSeq names its product heme-binding protein soul5 (gene soul5). Gene Ontology annotation, cellular component: cytoplasm. Bases 207 to 902 code for a protein of 231 amino acids. The transcript has 8 exons. NCBI's taxonomy places the organism in Eukaryota, Metazoa, Chordata, Actinopteri, Toxotidae. The record is from RefSeq and is a predicted model, not a curated record.
GCUGCACGCAGACCAUUAAUAUAUUAAAGAGCCAGACGGAGUUUGUUCAAAGUAACUUCACUAAGAGGAAGGAAACAAUGCCAGCUGUGUGAUGACUUCAGUCCAUUGACUGGUUUAUGAGUUCAGGGAGUGGCCAGUUUUCCUUUCAUAACCAGAGUUGGAAUAAAUAGUUACUUUGGACCAGACUGCGAAGAUCCAGUUCUCGAAUGCAAGCAACCAAACACUCCAUCACAAUGAUUUACCUUUCAGGCGUCGUUGGUUUUCUGCUGGUACUGACAGCUGAGGCCAGAGUUGGAAACUCCUCUCAGUUAGAGUUCUGUUCUGAGACAAAAGAGUGCCUGCUGUUUGAUCUGAUUUGUAAGACUGACGAAUAUGAGGUCCGACACUAUGACUCUGUGAAAUGGGUUUCAACUGAAGAGACAUCCUUCUUCAUGGAGUUUGCAGCAAUGAAAGCAUUCAGACGACUCUACGAAUACAUCACUGGUGCCAACGAAAAAGGAAAGAAAAUUGAAAUGACAGCUCCUGUUGUUGUGAAAAUGCCUGACAAGAGAUUUUGGGAAACGGGUGUCUACACCAUGAGUUUCUUGCUGCCAGCUGAGUAUCAGGCAGAUCCCCCAAGUCCUACUGAUAAAAAGGUGUAUAUCCAUGAGACAUCUGACAUGAAAGUGUAUGUACGGACCUACAGUGGAUGGAUGACGAGCAUGUCUGACAAAAACACGGCAAACAGUCUGUCCACUGCCCUUGACUUAGCUGAUGCAAAAUACAAAAAAGGCUUCCACUAUGCUGUUGGAUACAACAGUCCUAUGACGAUCUUUAACAGGCACAAUGAGGUGUGGUUUGUUGCUGAGGAUGAGCCUGCGUGUGCCAGCAGUGAGGAAUUGGACUUUGCUCAUUUCUCUUGAAUACUGUGAGCACAGUGCAGUGACAGCUUAAAUGAAGAGAUGUUGUAGCUGGACUUUUGCUUCACUAUUGCUUCAAGUCAUAAUGUGUCAUCUAAAUAACCUUGCAGUGACAGCCCAGAUUUUGAAAAUGUUCAUGUACUGCAUACACCAUAUAUUACUUGUGGUCAUGGUUUUAAACUAGCUUGUUUAAUGGUUUUGUUUAAUGGUUUUGUUUUAUAUUCAAUAAAGUUACCUUUACGCAGUCA